ACUGUGAUACAAAUAUUUAAGAUCAGUGUAAGAAGAAAUUGGAAAACCUAACAAAUUAGUGUUCGUGUCCUAAAUCAUUAUGUGGAUUAUACACCCUGUCUUCAUUAUUAUAUCCUGUUUGUUUCUCAGUGUGCUGGAAGCAACAUCUGCAGCUAAUAUGGGAGCCGCUGCAAACAGCUCCACUACAAAUGGGAAUGAAGAAGCUUUAACAAAGGUGAAUCAGCCUUCAAGCAGAGGAGACACAGUUUGUGCCGAUCUUAAUCCUUUGGUGUAUGGCAUAAUCUCUUUCCUUGCUGCCAUGGUUCUCAUACUCCUGAUACUUGUGUUUAAAGCAUUCAGUGCACGGCAUGGUGGCAUUACAGGAGACACUAUCCACAUGAAUACUGAGAGAGGAGAAUCAUUGCCUUUGAGCCAGAAUAAUGCAUUAAAUGUUUGCCCUCCUUCAAACAACUGUGCAGAUGAUUCAUCCUCUACUAGCUCUGAGAGCUCAGAAGGCUCGGUUGCAGAUCUUUGCUCUAGUUCUCAGAGAUAUGUGAGUCCCCAAGGCCGUCGUAAGACUUCUGACUACAUAAAUGUUUCAGAGGGUACUUCAUCUGGAAGAGUGGACUUUAAGACAGAAAAAACAGGCAAGGGCUAUGUAAAUCUCAAAGAACCCCGAAAAAAGGUCACAAAAGAAGGCAGGGAGAACUGUGAUGAUGGCAGCAAUGCAAGCGAUGAGUCUGUAGUGAAUUACUCAACAGUUGUCUUUACUAAGUAGACAAGUAAAAAUAGGUUCAAAUGAGAUUUCUUUAAUAUUUCAGUUGAUUCUCCUAGACAGAAAUGAGCAAAUGGAGACUUUUCUUUCAAGGUGCACUCAGUAUUGUUAUCCUCAUUAAAAAAGUUUUGCUCAUAAAGAAAUGUUAAAAGGGGUCAUGAAAUGGAGAAUCAAAUUUUCCUUGAUAUUUAGACAUAAAAGAGGUAACUUUACUAUAAAAACAUACUGUAAAUUUCAGAACUCAAAACUUCCUCUCCAGUCUAAAAAGAGCAUUUUUAGUUGCCACCCAGCUGAAACAUCUCGUUUUGAAAUCUGUCUGUUCAUGACAUCAUGACACAUUGCUCAUUUGUAUUUACACAUCUCACAACAUGUGUCAUCGUACUCUUGGCCCUUCCCACUCGCAACUCAAGUCAAGAGACAGGCCUUGUAUGGCUAACUAUUCCUAACAUAACACCUAAGGGGACCCAUCUGGACUAUUUUGGAUUACUUUUGAAUAUAUUCAUGCACUAUACAGACUCUUUGACCGCUUGAUACAUAUAUCAUACCAAUUUUAAAAGACAUGGUGUCAAAUUACAACUCUGAAAGGGAGAAGCAAUUCUCUUUCAUUGAGCUGCUGCCUCUUGUUUAUUUGAGCACAAAUGCAUCGUGGAUGCAUUCUUUCGCCCAUCUGCGCUAUUUUUAAUUGUUGGUGUAUGUAAACAUAGGAUGUCUUUGACGAUGGACAAUGGACUUCUUCGACCAUGUUUCCGCCUCAGUGCGCCUUCAGUAUGUAUGUGCAUAAUUUCAUCGUGCUUUGGACUAUGUAUGUUUUUUUUGUUUUUUUUUUUGGCUCAUGUCAGCAUGGAUUGCUUGUGAACAGAAAAAUACAAUUCAAGCUUUGCAAAGGAAGUGUUAUUGAAGGAGGGGGCAGUUAAAAACACUUCAAAAAUGUAAGUAAACCAUUUAAUUCAUGAAUAUCUCAAAUGUCAUGUCAUGGCUGUUUGAUAGUUUAUGGUGCUGAGUGUUAACAGUUGUGCUUGAGAUUAACAGUUUAAUAUAUUCAGAUGCAAUGUGCUGGAUGUGCAUUAUGUGUAAACACUGAACACUUUUAUAACGUUGAAGGGCGUAUUCAUUCUCUUCUGAUUAAUUUGCUGAAUCGGAGGGGCUGCAUGAUGUUAGCCAAUCAGAACAGUGGGUGUUUACAUUGAAGUUUUACGGAGGCGCUUAGGCCAAAACCGAGAGUUUCAGACAGAGGGCCAAAAACAGAGUGGAAAAUGAUCAUAUAUUACUAAAUUGUGACUGUUUUGGUGCAAAAAAAAACUUUCAGAACAUUAUCAAUGGACCUCAGGGAAGAUAAUAAAAUUAUAGAAAAUAGCACUUCAUGACCCUUUUAAAUGUUUAAAAUCACAUACACUCACAUU
Myxocyprinus asiaticus (Chinese sucker) is the source of this 2154-nucleotide messenger RNA. RefSeq lists its product as uncharacterized. The record is from RefSeq and is a predicted model, not a curated record. Bases 80 to 757 code for a protein of 225 amino acids. NCBI's taxonomy places the organism in Eukaryota, Metazoa, Chordata, Actinopteri, Cypriniformes, Catostomidae. The transcript is spliced from 7 exons.